Molecule: messenger RNA, 4908 nt
Organism: Siniperca chuatsi (mandarin fish)
Lineage: Eukaryota; Metazoa; Chordata; Actinopteri; Centrarchiformes; Sinipercidae
Exons: 14
Coding region: 313-4161 (1282 amino acids)
Biological process (GO): cell-cell junction assembly; cell morphogenesis; adherens junction organization
Cellular component (GO): adherens junction; plasma membrane; catenin complex
Molecular function (GO): cadherin binding; calcium ion binding
Source: RefSeq, a predicted model, not a curated record
GAGAGAGACUGGGCUAAGUGGACAGACCUCACGUUGAGCUCAGAUGAACCUCGGCAUCCGUUCCCACGUUGGAUCAUUUCAGCUCCGUUAAACCAGAGAACCAGCAGAGCAGAGAUGCAAGCACACGCAAGUGUACUGCAUGGGAAAAUGUGAGAAAAGAAGGCAAAAUGAAGACCCACUCUGGGGAGAAGAAACCUGAAGCAGGAGGAGACAUGCGGUAUAAGAACACAAGAUGGGCCAUCAUGAAAACCAGCAUCUGAUCAGCCAACCAUCAGUUAUUCUUUGAAACAAACUGAUCAAUUCAUCUUAGCAAUGGCAGCACAUAUUGUGCUUCUUUUUCUUUUAUUCUGUAAAGGGGAAAUAAGUGGCAUUUCAGUGGCUGUUGGCCUUUCAGGGGAAGAGCAGGGUUUGCAAGUAAUAUCAAGCAAAAGACAACAAGUUUUACGUCAUCCAGAGCCAGUGGACAACUUUUUUGUGAGUUUCAAAGAAUUGGAAAGCCUGCUUCAGAAUGCAAAGGAUGAUGUAAGAACCCUGCCAAAUGUGGCAUUUAGACUAAAUGACAGAAAACCUAAUGAUUUUGAUUUUAAGGACAACAAAGUGAGGCAAACAGUUAUACUUAAACAUCCUGAAUCUGCUGCCAAGUCCGUAAUACCUAAACAUAGCCCUGAACUCACCCUGAACCGCAAGAAAAGAAGCAAUUUGACUAAUAGAGAGGUUGAAGGUGUAAUUAAUGCUCACAGUCUAGUGCCGAGUUCAGAGAAGGAGUACGCUCUCCAGCCUGAGCUCCAUUUGGAGACAGGUGUCGGUGACGUUCUGCCUGAGAGGACACAGGGCCGCUCUAAGUGGGUCACAGAGUCUGAAGAGGGUCGGUUGGGGCCGUACCUGCCGUGUGUGGAGCCUCGCUCUCGCCGCCGGAGGAGCUGGCUCUGGAACCAGUUCUUUGUGAUCGAGGAGUACAGAGGGCCCGAGCCUGUGCUCAUUGGAAGGCUGCACACAGAUAUGGACAAAGGAGAUGGCCGCACUAAGUAUAUGUUGGAGGGAGAGGGAGUGGGCUCUGUGUUUGUUAUUGACAGCAACACAGGCAACAUACAUGUCACCAAGUCUCUAGACCGCGAGGAGAAGGACCAGUACCGUCUCAUUGCGACAGCUACAGACCGUCAGACUGGCCGAGCUCUGGAGCCCUCCUCUGAGUUUAUCAUCCGAGUGCAGGACAUCAACGAUAACCCGCCUGUCUUCCCCAAUGAACCCUAUGUUGCCAUGGUACCAGAGAUGGCCAACAUAGGCACGUCCAUAAUCCAAGUCACAGCCACAGAUGCUGAUGAUCCAACAUAUGGAAACAGUGCCCGGCUGGUGUAUGCCAUUACUCAGGGCCAGGACUAUUUCUCUGUGGAUCCUCAGACAGGCAUCCUGCGGACAGCUGUACCUGACAUGGACAGAGAGACUCGGGAUGAAUAUCUGGUCGUCCUCCAGGCCAAAGACAUGGGAGGGCAUCUGGGCGGAUUAUCAGGGACUACGACCAUCACUGUGAAGCUGAGUGAUGUCAACGACAACCCCCCUCACUUCAGAAGGAGUGCAUGGUCAUUCUCUGUAUCAGAGCUAGCAGCACCAGGUGUGGAGGUGGGCCGUCUCACUGCCACUGAUCCUGAUCUGGGAGAAAAUGCACAGCUGGAGUUCACUAUCCUGGACACUGAGGAAGCUGAAAUAUUCAAUAUAACCGGAAGAGACCAAGAGGCUGUCAUUGUGCUGAACAAGCUGCUGGAUUAUGAGACCUGCAAUUCAUACACUUUCUCUGUGGAAGUUGCCAACCCUAUAGUGGAUGCCCGGUACCUAAGGAAAGGUCCCUUUAAGGGCCAGGCAACAGUCCGGGUCAUGGUCCUUAAUGCUGAUGAGCCGCCGCGAUUCUCCCAGGCUCGGUACCAUCUGGACGUGUCUGAGAACUGCCCCCCUGUCUGUUCUGUUGGCCGGGUCUACGCUGUGGACCCAGACACAGGACAAAGCACCAACAUCAGGUACUCCAUCGAUCCCCAGUCAGACCCCGAGGCUCUGUUCCGCAUCACAUCUGACACAGGCUUUAUCAGCACAGUGAUGGAGUUGGACCGUGAGCAGGAGCAGUGGCAUAAUAUCACAGUCAUCGCCACACAGAGGGACAAUCCAAAUCUUGUGUCAAGAGUUGUGGUUGCCAUAGAGACACUAGACCAGAAUGACAAUGCGCCGGAGUUGGACAGGCAGUACACAACAUCUGUAUGUGACUCCAGUGCCCCCGGUCAGGUAGUUCAGGUUCUGCAAGCCAUCGACAGGGACCAAGCAGGGCAGGACACCCCGGUCCACUUCAGCAUCCCUCCAGAGUCCAGCUCUGCCCUCAACCUCACCAUCAGGGAAACUGGAGGUGUGACAGCCAGCCUGGUGCUCCAGUCAGCCUUGGAGCCCCUCCCUGGUUUCUCCUCAUCCUUACUCACCCUCUACGUGCCAAUUGUGCUGCGUGACGGGGCCUCGGGUCUGACCAACACUGGCACAGUCACUGUGACCAUUUGUCCCUGUCUGCGAGGGGGCAUGCAGACAGAGGAUAGGGGGAGACAGAGGGACAGGAGAUGGGAGAGACACAUGGUUUGUCUCCCUGUGCCAUCCGCCUCUACAUCUCUCAUAUUCAGCUUGGUCACCUUACUGGCCAUGCUGGCUUGUGUCACCACUCUGCUGGUGGUGUGUGCACUCUCGCUGUCAUUGCGCCAUCAGAAGCGAGACUCCCACUCACCCUUCGAGGAGGAUGAUGUCAGGGAGAACAUCAUAUCCUAUGAUGACGAGGGGGGAGGGGAGGCAGACACCGCAGCUUUUGACAUUACAGCGCUGCAGAGCAUGCACAGAAUACAGCACAUGCACAACAACAGAAACAUAUGGUACACCCAGCAGAACCCGCCAAGGGCCAGGACGUACAGCUGGAGUCGUAACCCACACCCCAGCCUGGACCCUCAGCAGCGGCCAGGCUCCGCUCCGCUCUACGGACGCCUCUGCUACGGCAUCCACACGCUGCCUGUUCUCAGAGAUUAUCCAGCCGGGCCACUGGAGGCAGGUCUGCAGCUAACGCAGCUGACCCAUGGCCUCACCGGAGGUCACAUCGGCAAUUCCCUUGUCAUCCAGAACCAGAGCACCUUUGAGCCUCUGCUGCGCUCUCCUGAGAUGAGCCCUGCUUGUUACGAACAAGAACACAUGCUGGCGAAGAGCAAAAUCACAGACAGAAAUGAAGGCAGCGAAACAAACACUGCUGACACAAAAGAGAUUCAGGAUCAGGCCACGAUAAACCCGACAGAAACAGAGUCGACACCAGACGACAACGCUGCAAAUCUGACCCACUGUGACCCAAAUGAGUCUUCAUUCCAAAGUCACACUAGCUCCUCAUCAAACCAGCAAGAGGGGCGACCGGGGUCAUCGCAGACUCAGAUCAGCACUGGAGCCACCAGCUGCACAUUAGAUGACAUUGAUACUGAUUCCUCCAUUCCCUCCAUUUCAGAGCGAAAUUAUUCAAAUGGCAGUCAAAUCAACUGCGUAAACCCUCCUGUUUACCUGACAGGAGAUACAUACAGCAUCGUGGGCUCGCUAAAUCCAAACAGCAGAGGGACGUGUAUGAACGGGACUAGUGGCAGUGGGUUGUACCCACCGGGUGUGCAGCUACUGAACAUGUGCAGACUCCAGAGAAAGCAUUUGACCCCACAGCCUUUGUCCUUACCUGGGGGGGUGUUUGGCAACAACAGAGGCUGGGCGUGCGGGGCGGAGCCUGCGAGAGCACAAGCCAGUAACCCGCAGCCUCUUCGCAUGGAAGACCUCCUGAAUAUCCGUCUGGAUCAGGUCACCUUUGACCUGACGCAGCCGCCCUAUGACUCACUGCAGACUUAUGAGUUUGAGGGCCGUGAUUCAAGAGCUGAGUCACUGAGUUCACUGGAGAGCGAUGGAGAGAAGGACGAUGGGAAAGUGGUGGGAGGGAUGGAGGAGUUAAACCAGAAGUUUCAGAGGCUGGUGGAGAUCAUCAGAGAGAGGGAGAAGGAGAAGGAGAAGGAGGGAGAAGGAGGAGAGACACGAGAGGCCGAGGGAGGUGAGACUGCAGAGGCUACUCUCGAUGAGACUCAUAAACAAAAGGACAAAGAAAAAGAACAGCCGAGAUGGGAUUUCUAGACUGCAGUAAAAGAAAAGUUAGAAAGAGGAGAACUCUCUUCACAGUGAUGGAUUUUAAACACCGCAGGGGAGGCAAAACACACAGCCUCUGACAGAAAUCUUCUUGUCCCCCCCUCCCCUGCCAGAAAAAAAUCCAGGAGGUUGACAGUAUAGUCAAGAUUCAUGGUGGGAUCAGUGCACAGCGUAUAGUUUUCACCUCCACUAUGUUUAUAAAAUGCAUAUGAAAUCUGUCGCUUUUCACACUGCUCCUGUAACUGAUAUUAAUAAUACACUUGGGCUUUCAAAGCUAAAGUUAUGAAAAAUUAACUUUUUUGAAAUUUUGAUUUUGAACCCUGAAAGCUCCAUUGUUAGAAAAUAGGCCUCAUCUAAUAUUGACCAGAAUUGUGAUAUUUAAUAUUGAUAGUUUAAUAGGGGCACGCUCACUAGAAAUCCUUGGAAUUUGAAUGCGACAUUUGCAUCUGCAUUUGAGAAUUUUAAAACCACACAAGCGUACAUGACUGUAAGCCUACACUGCCACCUGUUCACAGAGCCUCUCCAAUGAGUCUAAGUGUAUACAUUUAUAUUCUGUAGCUCCGUAGAGAGAGUUCCACUCCAGCAAGUAGUCACCAUUACGGUAGCAAAACCUGCUCACUAUGCAAUUUGCACACAGUUAGAAAUGAUUAGAUUGUCAGUGUCAAAGACGUGUGUACUGUUGUGAAAGUACAGUAAAUAAUGUCCAUAUGUAGAUAAAUAUCAACUUCUGCUUUA